GUUUUGUGGUCUAUGGCUUUGUUUUUGUUAAGCCAAAGAGCUAACCUUACAUUAUAUUUGAUAAUAAAUAUUAAAUAAUAUGUAAAAGUACUUUCUGUGCUAAAUUUGUUUGUAGUAUUGGCAGGAAAAAGGCACUUAUAUGGCUAGAAGCUUAGAAAGACUUGUAAGAACUUGGAAUUUAGGCAAAAUUAAUUACACCAAUGGUCUUAAGCUCCAGGAAUAUGUAGCUUCAUUACAUAUACAAAAUUCGGAUCCUAUUGUUAAAAAUACUUUGUUGUGUUUGGAACAUGAUCCUGUUUAUACAGUAGGACUUCGUACGAAAGACUAUGGCUCAGAUAUAGAAAAUAAGUUAAAAAAGACUGGAGCAGAUUUCCAUAGAACAAAUAGGGGAGGCCUAAUAACAUUUCAUGGACCAGGACAGCUUGUUGUGUACCCCAUUCUCAAUUUAAAGGAUUUUAAGCCGAGUAUUCGAUGGUAUGUCUGCCAUAUCGAGAAGACCAUUAUUCAUUUAUGUAAAAAAUUUGGCAUAAAAGCCGAAACUUCGCCUGACACAGGAGUGUGGAUUGGAAAUAAUAAGAUAUGUGCUAUAGGAAUUCAUGGAAGUCGUUUUAUAACCACCCAUGGACUAGCAUUAAACUGUAACAUUGAUUUAAAAUGGUUUGAACACAUAAUACCAUGUGGCAUUAUAGGCAAAGGAGUCACCAGUCUUACAAAAGAAUUAAACAGAAACGUUACAGUUGACGAAGUAAUACCUGAACUUGUGGACAGCUUUUGCAAGGUGUUUCAAUGUGAGUCUCUUAAGAUUUCGGAUAAUGAAGUUGACUAUAUACUAAAAUCAAUAGAUUAUCAAAAAGAAGAUUGUUUAUCAAAAGAAGUUGUGAAUAGAUAACAAUAGUUUAUUUAUAUAGGAUAAUCUAAGUAAAUUACAAAUUUAUACUAGUGAGUAAAUUAAGGAACGUAAUAUAAAAAUAACAUAUAUUUUAAUUCUAA
Molecule: messenger RNA, 990 nt
Organism: Anthonomus grandis grandis
Lineage: Eukaryota; Metazoa; Arthropoda; Insecta; Coleoptera; Curculionidae
Gene: Lipt2
Product: putative lipoyltransferase 2, mitochondrial
Exons: 3
Coding region: 140-889 (249 amino acids)
Biological process (GO): protein lipoylation
Cellular component (GO): mitochondrion
Molecular function (GO): lipoyl(octanoyl) transferase activity
Source: RefSeq, a predicted model, not a curated record